UUUCGAGAGAAGACGUCGAACCACAUCAACAUGGAGAUCCAGGUUGUCUUUGUCGCUAUCUUCGUGCUAGUUGCAGCUGUUGCCUUUCCCCACCACAGAAACCAUGACCACGGACACGAACAUGUAGGGGACCACGACCACGGGUUCCACGUGGAGUCCAAGGAGGACUACUACGACCCUCACCCCAAGUACAAGUUCGAGUACGGCGUCCACGACAGCCACACCGGCGACAUCAAGAGCCACAAGGAGGAGCGCGACGGGGAUGUGGUGCACGGCAGCUACGAGCUGGUGGAGGCGGACGGUUCCAAGCGCGUCGUCCACUACACAGCUGACCACCACACUGGCUUUAACGCCGUCGUCCACCGGGAACACAACGUCCAUCCUCAACAUUACCAUCAUCAUCACGAGGAACAUGCGCCAGCUCAUCUCUUAAAUUCACAUCACUAUUAG
Molecule: messenger RNA, 450 nt
Organism: Macrosteles quadrilineatus (aster leafhopper)
Lineage: Eukaryota; Metazoa; Arthropoda; Insecta; Hemiptera; Cicadellidae
Product: cuticle protein 7-like
Exons: 2
Coding region: 31-450 (139 amino acids)
Cellular component (GO): extracellular matrix
Source: RefSeq, a predicted model, not a curated record